AUGCUCUUCACGUACUCGCCUUCGCUCUUCAAGGCCCUCAAGCCCGUCGCCGAGUUCUACGCCCGGGCUGCCGGUCACCGAUCGAUGGGAUUGAAGUGGGACGACCUGUUGAUGGAGGAGCGUGAGGAUGUGCAAAAGGCCAUCUCCCGUCUACCUGAGCGAGAGCAGUACGACCGUGCUUUCCGAAUCAGGACCGCCGUGCAGCAAUCCAUCCUCCACAAGGGUCUUCCCAAGGACCAGUGGGUUACCCCUGAGCAGGACACCCGAUACAUGACCCCCUACGUCCUCCAAGUCGAAGCCGAGAACAACGAGCGGGCAUACUACGACAACAUCGAGGUCGAGAGGAAGAAGUAG
This is a messenger RNA of Filobasidium floriforme, 354 nucleotides long. Its product is annotated as cytochrome b-c1 complex subunit 7. The transcript has 4 exons. Gene Ontology annotation, biological process: mitochondrial electron transport, ubiquinol to cytochrome c. Bases 1 to 354 code for a protein of 117 amino acids. The record is from RefSeq and is a predicted model, not a curated record. NCBI's taxonomy places the organism in Eukaryota, Fungi, Basidiomycota, Tremellomycetes, Filobasidiales, Filobasidiaceae.